Lolium rigidum is the source of this 2079-nucleotide messenger RNA. Its product is annotated as unconventional myosin-XVIIIa-like. The transcript has 3 exons. The record is from RefSeq and is a predicted model, not a curated record. The coding region runs from base 1 to 1905 and encodes 634 amino acids. Lineage: Eukaryota; Viridiplantae; Streptophyta; Magnoliopsida; Poales; Poaceae.
AUGACGUACCCCUUCGCUCGUGAGGAGCGAUUAGGGUUCCUCCGCCUCCCGUCGACGGCCGCCUCCGAUCUGGCUGCCUUUGUGGCCUUCAGGGGCGGCGCUCAGGUGGUGGUGGCGGCGCCUCAUGCAAUAAUGUUUCCCUGGCUUCAACGCCAUCUCGACGGCGACGGCAAGAAGCUUGUGGGUGUGGUGUGGUCUUCGAGGAUUUCGUCUGGCUGUGGGGAUCUUCGGAUCGUCAAGGAGCUUCAUCGGCAGUUCAUCCUACUUCUUCGUCUCUGGAACGGAUGUGGUCUUUUCGACCCGUUCGGCGACUUCAAGUCCUCAACCAACAACGUCAGGCCAGUUCAGAAAGGAGCGGCAGCGACGGCGCGUCGGCGACAUGGUCUAGAGGUUGAAGAUGAAGAGCUUCUUAAGGAUCUUGUUACCGCCACCGCCGCCAAUGGCAACGGCAGCCACGCCGCGCCGGAGCCGGCGACGGAGCAGAAGCGGGACUCGUCGCCGGAGCCCGACCGGAAGGCGGAGCAGCUCAAGACGCUCAACUCCAUGCUCCUCAAGGAGGCGGUGGAGCGGCGCGGCCAGGUGGCGGCGCUCACGGCGCGCCUCGAGGAGAUCUCCGCCGACGGCGACGCGCUCGGCGCCGCCGAGCGUGCCGUCGCGCGGGCCGCCCUCGCCGCGCCCCUCCGCGCCGCCGCCGACGAGGCCGCCGCGCUCCGCGCGCGCCUCGCCGCCCUCCAGGGCUCCCUCCGGCUCGCGGAGUCCAGCGCCGCGCUCGAGGCCGGCGCCAAGGACGAGGCCCGCGCGCGCCUCGAGGUGGCCGCCGCGGAGAAGGCCCGGUUCCUGAAGCUCCUCCAGGUGAAGGAGGCGGAGGUGGCCUCCAUAUCCAACAAGGUCUCCAGCCUGGCGGCCGUGAUGGCGGAGCUGGAGGCCAACAACUCCGUGCUGCUCGGCCAGAACGGCGAGCUCGGGAAGGAAUUGGAGGAAGCCAAGGAGGCUGUUCGGGUGGUCUUGGGCCAGAAGGCAGAGGUGGAGAGGAGCUUCCAGGAAUUCAAGGAACAGAUGGAGGCGUACCGGGUGGAAAUGGAGGGGAAGUUGAGGGCCAAGGUGGAAGAACUGAAGGUGCUGGGGUCCAAGAAGGCGGAGAUGGAUGCGAGGGUGGCGUCUUUGGAAACAGAGCUAGCCCUGUCUGUCACUAAGGCAGAGGGUUUAGAGGCUGAAGUGGUGGCGAAGAAGAAGGAGCUUGAUCUGUUGAAGGGCAAAAGCGAUAAGCUCCAAUCAGAGGUUGCAGCGGCAGAGAAGAAACACAGCAUCUCUGCAGCAGAGGUUGAGAGGCUCAAGGUGGAACUGAGUGUGUUGGUGAAGGCAAAGGAGGUUGCGUCCAAGGCAUUCGACGCCGAAAAGACUGAAAUCACCAAGGAAUUGGAGAGCCUCAAGAGGAAGGUGGAGGAAACCCACGCUGACAAGGAAGCUGCUGAGGGAGCAACACGUGAGAAGGAUGCUCAAGCGAUUAAGCUGAGGGCUGAGCUGGAGGAGCUUCAUGUUUCCAUGUCACAGCUCCAAGCAUCCUGUCAUGAACUUGAUACCAAGCAUUCACGCCUGCAAAGCGAGAAGAAUUCAGUUCAGAAAGCGCUGGCUGCUGAGAAGGCUGAAGCAGGGAAGCUGAUGUCCAAAAUUCAGACAUUGGAGAACUCCAAUGGUAAAAGGGACAGUGAGAUUGGGGAGCUGAGGGUUGCAUUGGAGGAAAAGAAUGGCAAGAUCAAAGACCUUACCAGUGAGGCUGAGCUGCUGCAGCUCGCAGUGGCUGAAGCCCAGAAGAGGAACAAGGGUGGCAUCUGGGCAUGGGUGUAUGCCGCCACUACGACCAUGGUGGCCGCAAUCUCCUUGAUCUAUGCCACCAGGGCCCAGUGAAGGACUGCGCUUUUCUUUUUUCUAUGUUUCCAUCCUCUUUAUAUGCUUAUCAGUAUGCUACUCGAAAUGCUCAGGUUGCUAUCUAGCUGUAUCGCUAUGUGAUGAAUCAGCUGGUACUAUGCAAUGAAGUCAAUUUUUUUGCUUGCAUUUCAGUAUAUGUCUUUUCUUGCUGUU